Drosophila sechellia is the source of this 673-nucleotide messenger RNA. Its product is annotated as keratin-associated protein 17-1. The record is from RefSeq and is a predicted model, not a curated record. The transcript is spliced from 2 exons. The coding region runs from base 137 to 397 and encodes 86 amino acids. NCBI's taxonomy places the organism in Eukaryota, Metazoa, Arthropoda, Insecta, Diptera, Drosophilidae.
UCUACCAGUUGUUCAUUCCACUCGGCCACUUACAGCUAAACGGAAGUCCGUUCAGCAAAAAAAUAAAAAAAAAAACACAACUUUUUUUUAUAAAAAUUCCAAGGCCUAAUAUCGUACAAAAGUGUCAGUGAGCAGCAUGGACGGCUUCUACAGUAAUAACAACAGCUACAGCUCCAACAACGGCGGCUACUGCUCGCAGGGUACGCGAAGUGGCAACUGCGGAUCAUGUGGCAACUGCCCCGGCGGCCACUGCCCCCGAAUGGAGGCGGGCGGUAGCGGCUGCGGCGCUCGAGGAAUAAGCCAGCCGGGUUGUCCUGGCGGCAACUGUUGUCCCGGCGGAAGGUGUUCGGCCGGAAAGUCGCGCCACAAUCCAGACUGGCAGUAUGGUGGACGCUAGCACCAAAGAGUUGGCGCUUCCUAGACCUGCAAAUCGAACGCCCGCGAAUGGACUUCCAAUCCACAUCUUACCCGAAUAGCUGCACGCAGUAACCCGAUUUGGGUGAUCAGCAUCGAGGUGAAGCGGAUCCGCUGGUCGACUCGGAAACUCGCACCCAUCCAUUUCCAUACUUUAUAUACACACCACUUACCAUCUACACUUUCCAUUCACGCACAAAUUUCCAAUAUCCCUGACGAACAAGAAAAUAAAAAGAUACAUACAAUAUGUAAAACUAUA